AUGCCGCGGUUCCUUGUACGGCCUCCAUGGGGAAAGGCUGCUCUCCUGGAGAAUAUCCGUACCGGCCCCUGGGCUCGCACUCCACGCACCUGCGAGGCAGUACCACCUCUUCGUUUCUCUGCUUCACGCGACUCACAGCGUUUGUCCCAGUUCUUCUGUGGAGCUUCUGCCCAGUAUGAUGUCUGCUCUCUGUUGCCGUCGCCCCCUUCUGCAGCGGCCUGGACUGUUCGUUCCUUCUCUUCGGGGUGCUUGCGUGCUUCUUCCUACCGGUCGCGUUCUUUUCCUGUUUCCUUCUCCUUCGACUGCAGCUCAUCCGAUCUCUCUGCCUCGAUAUCUGGUCACAUCUAUGCGCACUCUUUCCCGUCAUCCUCCUCUCCCUCCGCUGCAUCUCUCUCUUCUUCCACUGCAUCUCUUCAGUACUGGUGGCGCUCCUUCCCCGGUGUCCAAAUCUCGACACCUGGCGACUUCCCCGGAAAGCGAAGCCGUGUGCCAGUGGCCGCGGCCCUUCCGUAUGGCGUAUCUCAUGCGGAGCUAACGGCAGUGCCGCUGGCGCGUUCCGCACAGUGUGCCCACAUGCAGGCCGUGAAACGUACCAUGGGGUUGAAAUUUUGCGCAGAGGAAUUCGUCUCACGACGCAGUGAACUUGGCGACCAAACCGCGUCGGUGUCAUCUGUGAUCGUGCCUGCUCCCGCGAUGAUGCGCCAGGCGUCCGUACGGUCAGACGUGAAGAAUGCAGCCACAGUGACAGGUGGCGAAGCAAGGGGGAGCAUUCAGAAGGGGGGAUUGGGAGGUCCGCGUGGCACAGAGGAGGGUUCGAUGUGGUGCUCUGAUAGGAAGAGGAAGAUUCUGAAUGGGACGGAGUAUAUUCGCAGAAAGAGCUCUCACAGGGGAAGGAUUAAGAGAGGCAGUCAGGCUCCGGCGUACAAACGUUAA
Molecule: messenger RNA, 933 nt
Organism: Besnoitia besnoiti
Lineage: Eukaryota; Apicomplexa; Conoidasida; Eucoccidiorida; Sarcocystidae
Exons: 1
Coding region: 1-933 (310 amino acids)
Source: RefSeq, a predicted model, not a curated record